CACCGAUCUGAUAAGUCUGCCCGCCCUUCUGCUUCAGCCCACGCAAUUUCUCUCUCUCCAUUUUCAAAUGCCUCUUCACAUCAGAUUCUUUGGAACUUCUCUCUUCUUUGAUCUUCCAUGAUCAUUUUCCCCUAUUCCUUCGCAUUCCCAAUUCUUAACAACUUACCUACCGCUCCAAAUUGAGAUUUCGAGACUGUUUCUUACUUUUUGCCUCCAAUCCACAAUACCCACAUUUUGUUUUCUUCAUUUCGCUGCUUUCCCAUGGGAUUUCUGUAAGCAAUGGCCGCCUGCUGCAGAGGAUUUCCGACCCAUUUCUAUUUCGAUAGGCGGGUCGAGUCGGUUCUGUUGCGUGGCCAUGGGGGGGCCGAGCUGAGAAGGAGGACAUGGGGGAGGAUUCUGUUUGGGAUUAGUCGAGUUGGGUUUAGUCCUAUUCGUUGCUGCUGUUCUGAUUCUAUGGUUCCGAUACGUAGAAUUACUGGGUCUGGGAAGAGCGUAGAGAAGCAAGAAGAUUGGCGUUUCGAUGCCAAAAAAGCACCUCGUAAACUCUGUAUCCAAGCCACUCCUGCAAUGCCCUUUGCUUCCCCUCAAUCUCGGUUUAUUUCCAAGCCAGAAAUACUCCCUCGCUGCACCCCAAGGGGCUCUGGUCCACAAUCACGUGAUUCUCCGCCAAAAAGAGACACUGGCAUUGCAAAUGAGAAGGACUGGGGAAUCAACUUGUUGAAUGAAAAUGUUAACGAGUCGGGCACAAAUGAAGAUGGCAGUACUUGGUAUAGGGAAAGUGGGGAGGACCUUGGAGAUAAUGGAUACCGAUGUAGGUGGACUAGGAUGGGCGGUCAAUCUCAUGAUGGUUACUCAGAAUGGAAAGAAACGUGGUGGGAGAAAAGUGACUGGACUGGAUACAAAGAGCUAGGAGUGGAAAAAUCGGGCAAAAACGUUGAAGGUGAUUCGUGGUGGGAAACAUGGCAAGAAGUUCUUCAUCAAGACGAAUGGAGUAAUCUUGCAAGGAUUGAGAGGAGUGCACAGAAACGAGCAAAAUCUGGCACUGAAAAUGCUGGAUGGCAUGAGAAAUGGUGGGAGAAAUACGACGCCAAAGGUUGGACCGAAAAAGGAGCACAUAAAUAUGGUAGAUUGAAUGAACAAUCAUGGUGGGAAAAGUGGGGAGAGCAUUACGACGGAAGAGGAUCCGUUCUUAAAUGGACGGAUAAAUGGGCUGAAACUGAACUAGGCACCAAAUGGGGAGACAAGUGGGAAGAGAAGUUCUUCUCUGGAAUCGGUUCUCGACAAGGGGAGACAUGGCACGUAUCUCCUAGUAGCGAACUGGAACUAACUGGCUUCCCGUCACAUGUACAAGGUUGGUCAAGAACAUGGGGUGAAGAACACUUCGGGAAUGGUAAAGUGCACAAAUAUGGGAAGAGCACGACAGGGGAAAGUUGGGAUAUUGUUGUGGAUGAAGAGACAUACUAUGAGGCCGAGCCUCACUACGGAUGGGCGGAUGUAGUUGGCGACUCGAGUCAGUUGCUGUCGAUACAAGCUCGAGAGAGGCCACCUGGUGUCUACCCGAAUCUCGACUUUGGAUCGUCCCCUCCUGCUCCGACUGAGGAACCACCCCAAGAACUGCCUCCUCCACAAUGAAGAUUUGGUGAUUUCUAGUCUCUUGGUCUCUUUAGUCGCUUAGGAAUUCAUUUAGAUUGGAAAUAUGUGAUUUCGGUUGGUAAUCGUGAAGAAUUAUGUUUAUUCAUUCUUUAACGUUAUCAAUUUCUCGAGUUUCAUGUUCACGA
Cucurbita moschata (crookneck pumpkin) is the source of this 1778-nucleotide messenger RNA. RefSeq lists its product as uncharacterized. Gene Ontology annotation, cellular component: starch grain; chloroplast stroma. Gene Ontology annotation, biological process: starch metabolic process; regulation of starch metabolic process. Gene Ontology annotation, molecular function: starch binding. NCBI's taxonomy places the organism in Eukaryota, Viridiplantae, Streptophyta, Magnoliopsida, Cucurbitales, Cucurbitaceae. Bases 280 to 1632 code for a protein of 450 amino acids. The record is from RefSeq and is a predicted model, not a curated record. The transcript is spliced from 11 exons.